This is a messenger RNA of Cinclus cinclus, 1078 nucleotides long. RefSeq names its product ribosomal protein S6 (gene RPS6). Gene Ontology annotation, cellular component: ribosome. The record is from RefSeq and is a predicted model, not a curated record. Gene Ontology annotation, molecular function: structural constituent of ribosome. Lineage: Eukaryota; Metazoa; Chordata; Aves; Passeriformes; Cinclidae. Gene Ontology annotation, biological process: translation.
CACGCCCGGGCCUACUCCAGGCGGGAUCCAAUUUCCCGAAGCCGAGCGCGCGGGAGGGCCAGGGCCUGGCCUCACGAAGCCACACCCCCGGUACGCUUUCCGGCCACGCCUCUCUCCGUAAAAGCGUCGUUCGCCAUUGGGCAGAUUCGGUCACGCGGGGCGCGGGUGGUACUGCUCUCGCGAGAGUUUCUGGGUGUAUGUAAGUAGUGCGGGCGGAAGUGCGGCCUUUUCCCGCGACGUCGAGACGUGGGCAGGAUGAAGCUCAACAUCUCUUUCCCGGCUACUGGCUGCCAAAAGCUCAUUGAAGUGGAUGAUGAGCGUAAGCUCAGGACGUUUUAUGAAAAACGAAUGGCCACGGAGGUGCUGGCUGAUUCCCUUGGUGAGGAGUGGAAGGGGUACGUUGUCCGGAUAAGCGGUGGCAACGACAAGCAAGGCUUCCCCAUGAAGCAGGGUGUCCUGACUCAUGGACGUGUCCGCCUUCUGCUCAGCAAGGGCCAUUCCUGCUACCGCCCCCGGAGAACCGGCGAGAGGAAGCGCAAGUCUGUCCGUGGCUGCAUCGUUGAUGCAAACUUGAGUGUUCUGAACUUGGUCAUAGUGAAAAAGGGUGAAAAGGACAUUCCUGGGCUGACUGACACAACUGUGCCCCGUCGUCUUGGUCCUAAGAGAGCCAGCAGGAUCCGCAAACUGUUCAACCUCUCUAAGGAAGAUGAUGUUCGUCAGUAUGUUGUGAGGAAGCCUCUCAACAAGGAGGGGAAGAAGCCCAGAACGAAGGCUCCCAAGAUCCAGCGACUGGUGACUCCUAGAGUGCUGCAGCAUAAGCGUAGGCGUAUUGCCCUGAAGAAGCAGCGCACUCAGAAGAACAAGGAGGAAGCUGCAGAGUACGCGAAGCUGUUGGCCAAGAGGAUGAAGGAAGCCAAGGAAAAACGCCAGGAGCAGAUUGCCAAGAGGCGCCGGCUUUCUUCUUUGAGAGCUUCUACAUCCAAGUCUGAAUCAAGUCAGAAAUAAAGGUGUUGUACACGAUACUAAAAAGACAUUGUACAUUUAAUUACUAAUAAACUCCUUUGAUGGUGAACUUCCA